Mycena indigotica is the source of this 1077-nucleotide messenger RNA. RefSeq names its product Alpha-ketoglutarate-dependent taurine dioxygenase. Gene Ontology annotation, cellular component: cytoplasm. Gene Ontology annotation, molecular function: 2-oxoglutarate-dependent dioxygenase activity. The coding region runs from base 1 to 1077 and encodes 358 amino acids. NCBI's taxonomy places the organism in Eukaryota, Fungi, Basidiomycota, Agaricomycetes, Agaricales, Mycenaceae. The record is from RefSeq and is a predicted model, not a curated record. The transcript is spliced from 7 exons.
AUGGCCCCAUCCGUAUCUGAAUUGCCUUCGGAGGCGUUGUCGACGACCAGGGAGGGUAUCAUCAACAGCAUUAAGAAGGAGGUCGACUUGAAGAACGGACCGUCAUACCCCUUCUACUAUCCUUACUUCGACACUGAGGAGAAAUUUGCGCCGCUCCAACUAUUCGACCACUCUGACCCUGGUCUCCGUGCUGACCCAGCCAAACCCAACCUGCUUGGCCCAAACACGGCCACCCGCGACAUAAGCCCCUACCUCGGCACUGAAAUCCGGGGCGUACAGAUCUCUCAACUCUCCAAGGAAGGACUAGAUGAGCUCGCGUUGUAUGCAGCAGAAAGAAAGGUCUUGGUUUUCCGAGACCAGGAUUUCAAGGACCUUGCGGCGGACAGGCAAAUUGAGAUUACCCAACACUAUGGUCCAAUCCACCGCCAUCCUACGUCGGGCAAUGUGAAAGGCUAUCCGGAAUUCCAUGUCGUGUAUCGCGACGAAGCGCAUGAUCGUUUUGAGGAGCGGCGGAACGAGCGAGCUAAUAGGACGGGCUGGCACUCUGAUGUCUCUUAUGAGAAACAGCCCCCGGGCACGACCUUCUUCUUCAUGUUGGAGCAGCCCUCGGGUGCUGCUGGCGCCACCCUCUUCAUCUCACAGGUCGAGGCAUACAAGCGACUUUCGCCAGAGUUUCAGAAGCGUCUUGAGGGUCUUCAAGCCAUCCAUUCGGCCGUCGAGCAGGCUGAUUUUUCUCGGAAGUACAACGGGCCUGUGCGGCGCGAACCUAUCCAAACUGCGCAUCCGCUCGUGCGUGUUCAUCCUGUUACAGGCGAGAAAGCGCUCUAUGUCAACCAACAAUUUACGCGCUACAUUGUUGGUUUCAAGCGCGAAGAGAGCGACUAUCUCCUCAACUUUCUCUAUGACCACAUUGCCAAGGGCGCAGACUUCCAUAUCCGUGCAAGCUACGAGCCGGGAACGGUGGUGGUCUGGGACAAUCGCUUGACGGUGCACUCUGCGACGGGAGACUUUGAUAGCUCGGAGAGGAGGCAUGCAGUCAGAUUGACGCCGCAAGCAGAGGUGCCAGUCGCUGGAUAA